GGCGGGUGGGGAGUGUGAGAGGGCACUCUUGUGAGCAUGGAAGGGUCCCACGGGGGCCAGAGCUGAUGCCUGCAUGGGCCCCUGAAAGGCAUCUGGAGACCCAGAAAUAGGCAAGGCUUCCGGAGGUGCCUGCUGCUAUGUCUCUGUGCCCCCGGGAGAGGCACCACGGGGCCCGGACAGCAAGCCACCAGGCAUGGGGCCUACUUCCCAAUCCGAGGUCCCCACCGUGGUUGUCCUGCCACGUCUAGGUUGCACACCUUAUUGCCGAUCUUCUGACCACGGUUCCUGCCUUAAAUUGUUUCCUCCUGAGUCCCUUAAGGUCUUCUACCACAUCUUUCUCUAAUUCCCCUCUCCUUUGGCUCUGUCCACCCCUGCAGGACCGUGCACUCUUUGAGGGCAGGGAAUACCAUGUUAGUGUAUUACCAUUUUUGCUUGUUCCCAGAACCCACUGCAGAAGCAGGGGAGGACCCAAGUGGGCCCACAGUCGGGGUUCACCCACAGAAUGCCUGUCCUCUCCUCCCGAGCUGGGGACAGCUUUUUACCACUGGCUGAGCUGACUUUCAUAAAGUGGGAACAUUUCCUGGCUCUCUCCCACCAGUUGGGCCUCAUCCCAGACUGUGGUAGAUUUGGGGAGAGGUGCCUACACUUUCGGUACCCAGAGAAAGAUUCCUGCAGAGCCAGAUGGUCCCCAACUAGCUAAUAAUGCCUACAGACACGCUUAGGACCUACCAUGCACGUAUCCUCUGCUGUAGGAGAGCCUUAUGGAACCUUUGUUCUGGGUUGGUUCAGGGUCUGGGUGGGUGGAAGAGAGGGCAUCACGGCCAAAUUCUAAGGGGAGUGCUAAGUGCUAAAAGAGAAAGGACCUUAGAAGUUAAAGCAAGGUAAAGAAGCAAACGUAAAGGCAGCAUUAGUUUCCUCUGAACACCACGAAAGCCAGUGAUGCUGGUGUUCCUUAGAAACACACGAUUAGGCUGUGAUCUCCUUAUGAAGUCACAGAGUUGGAAAGACUUGGAGGUGUCAGGGUGGGACCAGACCAUUGCCAGAUGUGUGGACUUCUGGUUCUCCAGGACCCUGGAAGCAGCGCAUCCGGAGUCCGGCAGAGUGGUCCAGAGGAAGGGGACAGAAAGCAGGUGACAUUCAGAGGACAGCUUAUGCAGGGACUCCCCCGUCUCCCCGAAUGCAUCCCACACUUACCUCCUAGAGGGCUUUCAGCUAGCCAUGCCUUUGAACAGUUAACGUGUGAUUUUUCCACACAAACAUUUUCUAUAAUGUAGCUUAGAACCUAGUGUGGGAAGUUUGAGGAGAUGAGUGUUCUUUCCUGUUCAAAAUCAGUACGGACACAAAAUAACUACUUGCUGCUGAAUAUUUAGCACAAGCACUGCCUCCGCAAAUUUCCUCGAAGCAGACUUUCCCUGUUUUCUCACGGUAGCCCAUUUCCGGUAGCUUAUUUCCUUAGACUCGUCCAAGCAGCUCCAUCCCUUGAGGCUAAGCUGGUAUUAGAUCCAGGCUCAUGUUCACGAGAAAGAUAGGAUUCAGGUUCUGGAGGGGGGACGGAAUGAGGGAUGUUUUGAAUUAGCUGCGACAUCAUGGAAGUCCAAUUCCUCUGGGCACAGCAGUUUCCUCGGGCAGCUGUUGGUUGGGAUUUGGUAUGCCCCCAAGUCAGAAAUUUGUCUUAGUGUGAGAGCAGCAAGAAACGUUUUCAGAUGUUCUGUUCCUGAGUGUCCGGGAGCUGAAUUCCUGCAUGGGUUAGAGGAGAAGGAAAAGUUGCGUAUGAGAGAGGAGUUCUAGAUAAGGGCGUCCCAGGGAGUGUCCUAGAAGCCGGACUUCGGGCCCAGGUCAAGCGUUCAGGGGUGUGAAGAGUUAGGGUCCCCUUUCUGGGUAGUCUUUGUCGGGGAGGGCUCCUGUCAACUCCCUGGGGCCCCAGGCAUCUGCAUUCCCGUGGAGACGCCACGACUGGAGCGCUUCUUGGUCUAGAAGUCUCACUGCUUCAAGAUGUGUUUCCUGGGCUAGAACUUUUCUCCUCAAACUCAAGUCCAGAAUGACAGCCACAGAAACGAGGAGUUGAGUGUGGAGGCUUCUCCCCACAAAGCACAGGGUCAUAGCCCCUUGGUGCAGCGUUCCCACAGACCCCGCUGCCCCUGGUGGAAGGGGCUCGAGCAGACACGCAUUGCCUGGGUGACCGCCCCUCCUCCGAGGCACAGAGAAAGGCAGACCCUCCUGCUUCUGGUCACUUCUCCCCCCACGGUCCUCACUGCUGCUCACAAUGGGCUGUCUGAGUUGGGGGGGUAGGGAGGGCUGGGCACGGCUUGGGCACCAGACGACCUGGCUGUGUGGUUAGCGCUUCAUGCCUAGGGACGCACUGUGUCUCUGCUGGCCCAUGAGAGGGUUUGGCAUGGUGGUUUGCUUCCCGCGCCUGGGAAGGAGGGGACCCGAUGUGGUUAGCAGUGUCGGUGAGUCCGCGCUGGACUCCCAUGAGCCUGCAAAUGCCCUUGAAUUUGGGGAGGCAGACCAUCACCGUGGAACUCAAAGUCCUGGCUUUUGCAGGGGUGGGUCUGUUUAUGGUUUGGCAGUCCCGCUGGCUGGUCUCAGCCAUGUAUCCACGCGAGCAUGUGGCGUCCAGAGAGGGUCCAAGAACAGACUCUCUUUCCUGACACCCCAAUGAAUGAGAGCCUACCCUUGGAUCUGGACCCCGGGCAUUGGCUGGCUUAUUCGUUGUUUAUUAUGACCUAUGCUCAUACAUUCGGGGCAUUUCUUCUGAGCCCAAACAUUUGGAGAGGCCCCUGAACUGUGUCUCCUUGAGGGUUGACUGGCUUUCCCUCUUUGGCAUGGAUGGAAGCCCUCCUGUGCUGGGGUCUUCAUCUCCGAGGCUGGGCCUGUCCGAAUAUGUGCCACCCCCAUGCACAAGCUUUCCUGGAGAUAAACGGUAGAGGGUAAAGCAAGGCCCUCUGACAAGGAUGGGAAGGGGACACCAGGGCUGGUGGUUCAGCAUGCUUAGGAGCCUGGCCCAUGGUCAGAAGCCUGCCUAUUGGAAUGGGUCUGGAUCAGGAUUCCAUCCAGCCCCUCGGUUCCAUCCCUGCCACCCGCCUGGCCAGGACAUCUGGCUCCCUUGAAGAAAGACUUGCUCAGGUACUGGAGCCAUGGCCACGGGAUGAUGGAUGGAUAUGGAGCACCUUCUGCUCCAUCAUUGCUCAGCUAACAGAGGAGACCCAGCCGCUAUUCGAGACCACGCUCAAGUCCCGGGCUGUGUCCCAGGACAGUGACGCCAAGUUCACCUGCAUCGUCACAGGAUACCCAGAGCCAGAGGUGACCUGGUACAAGGAUGACAUAGAGCUGGACCGCUACUGUGGUUUGCCGAAGUACGAGAUCACUCACCAGGGCAACCGCCACACACUUCACAUUUACAGGUGUCAAGAGGAAGACGCGGCCAUCUACCAGGCCUCUGCCCGGAACACCAAGGGCAUCGUGUCCUGCUCGGGGGUCUUGGAGGUCGGCACCAUGACGGAGUACAAGAUCCACCAGCGCUGGUUCGCCAAGCUGAAGAUCAAGGCCGCCGCCAAGAUGCGGGAGAUGGAGCAGAGCUGGAAGCCCCGGAAGGAGGUGGUGGGAGACGCCGACACUCUGCGCAAGCUCAGCCCCGACCGCUUCCAGCGGAAACGGCGGCUGAGCAGGGACGAGGCGUCCCUCCCCUCGGCCCCCGCCCGGGAGGCUGAGGACAGGACCCCAGCAGCUUGGCAGGAGGAAGAGGCUGAGCCCGCUCCGCACCCAGCUUUGGGCCUCCUCAACAGCUUUGCUCCCGGAGAAGUGACCACCAACGGGGAGGCUGCCCCCGAGAACGGGGAGGACGGAGAGCACCCCCUGUUGACGUACAUCUGCGAGGCCAUGGAGCUGGGGCCUCAGCGAGCCCCCAAAGCAGAGUCUGGGGCCAAGAAGAAGAAGAAAGACGAGGAACCUAAGCAAGGUCUCCAGAAGCCAGAGUCAGAGAAGGCGGCUCGAAGCCCAAGUUCUCCUGAAGGCCGUGCCCCUAGUUCAGACAAGUCCGGGACGCAGGGGCCUGCGGAGGUGGAGCAGGUCCAGACCCGGCGCGGAGGCAGGGCUGCGCGGGGGCCGGGGUCCUCUGGAGCAGAGAGCACCAGGAAGCUCGCUCCGGCUGUGGGCGCUGAGGAGCAGGCCCGGGAGGCCCCCGUCCCAGGCCCCAUCCCAGGCCCCGUCCCAGCCCCAGACCAGCAAGUGUAUUUCUCCCUAAAGGACAUGUAUCUGGAAAGUACCCUCGCGGGCAGGCCGAAGGGGGAAGAGGGUUCCCAGACCCCAGGCGGCAGGGCACCUGGAGAGAGGCCCCCCGGGAAGGUACCCAGUGAGGCUGGAGGUGAAAAGGGGGCUAUUGCCCCCGCCCAGCCCACCGCCUCGGCCCCCCAGACAACUAGGCCUUUCAACAGGAAGAGAUUUGCCCCUCCGAAGCCCAAAGGGGAGCCCACUGCCAACAGCAAGCCCGAUCGUUCCCCCAGCGGAGCUCCAGAACCAGGGGCCCAGAGCUCAGGGAAGGCCCCACCUCAGGCCUCGGCCCCAGUGCCCACACCCCCUGUCCGGCGGAGACACGGCCCCCGGGAGAGCCCCCUGCAGGGGCGAGCCGGCCACAGGUCUUCGGGAGAGGUCCCGGAAUCCCAGGCAAGCCCGGCUCCUACCGCGCUGGCCGCCAACACCGCCGACAUGGUCUCUAUGGGUUGCAGUGACCCCAGAAGCCGGGGCAUCAUUGAGCCCAUGGACACAGACACCCAGGAAGCUGGGAGGACAUCUGCUGACCAGAAACGUGGAGGCAAGAAGAAUACAGAGGCUGAUGGGAAGAUGCAGGUGGAUGGGAGGACCCAGGGAGACAGGACACAGGCCACCCAGACGACACAGGCAGAUAGGAAGAGCCGAGUGGACAUUGGGCCACGAGAAAGUGAGAGGCCAGCAUCCGCCAGGAGGUCCCAGGAGGAUGUGGUGGCCCAGGGAAGGGCAGGGACGCAGGUGGAAAGGACACAGAGGAAGGAGGACACAGGCAGGAGGAUGCAGGAAGACAGAGGGACACGGUCUGAGGAGAGCACACCCACAGCCAUGAAAGGUCAGUCUGAGAAGGGCUCUGUGAGCAGCCCUGGCCCACAGUCCAGUGAGUGUUUCGACCAGACCCCCGAAGGGCCCUCUGUCCCAGAAGAACCUGGUUUUGUGCUCAGAUCUGAAGAAGCGGCACUCACAGCCCCCGGGAGCUACGAGCCAGCACUUCUGGCUGCCCCAGGAGGCGGUCGCACGCUCCCAGCCCAGCAGCCUCCCCAGGGUGGUCUGGAGCAGCGGGGAGGGCCUGAGUGGCCGGGGCUGGUUAAGGACAAGUCAGAGGAUGGCCUGAUCCCAGGCCCCAAGGAGGAGCAGCAGAAGGAGGUGCUGUCUGUGGAUCUGGGUGGCUGUCCUCCAGCUGGCCGGAGCCCGGAGGUGCCCACUGUGCCCUCUCCUCCCAGGCGGGGCCUGACCACGAGCUCUCGGGAGGCUCCGCCCAGCACUCCAGCCCCUGAGAACACGAGUGCUGCUGCCUUCCUGCCCUCUGGGGACCAGGCCUUGCUGAGGCCGGCCCCCCCACUGUCCCUGGGGCCAGAGACCCCCACCCAGAGUCACCCACCAGCAGCCAUGUCUGCCACCAGCGAGGGGGCCUGUGCCCCAGGGCUGGAUGUGGAGGGGAGGCCCCCGGGUCCCCAGAGCUGCGACCCCGGCCUCAUAGACUCCCUGAAGAACUACCUGCUUCUGCUGCUGAAGCUCUCCAGUGCAGAGCCGGGGGGUGGGGGCGCCGAGGCGCAGGGGGCAGCUGCCGCUGGGGCUCCGGUGUCCUCGGCCGCUCUGGUCCCUGACGUGGAGGUGGCCGGUCUGAGUCCCCGGACGUCCAGGCGCAUCCUGGAGCGCGUGGAGAACAACCAUCUAGUGCAGAGCGCCCAGAGCCUGGUGCUGAGCCCCUGCACCUCCCGCCGCCUCACCGGCCUCCUGGAUCGCGAGGUGCAGGCUGGCCGUCGGGCCCUCGAAGCAGCCCGGGGCCCUGGCCCCAGCAGCCUCACCGUCCCUGCCAUCGUGGUAGGUGAGGAGGGGGGCCCUGGGCUGGCCUCCGAAGGAUCCAGUGAGGACGAGGGUGAGGGUCCUCCCGAGGGGCCUGGGCUCCCAGGGGCCUCCCCGGAGAGCGGUGUACGCGGGUGGCUGGGGGAGACGGGUGGGCAGAUGGCCUUGGGUCCAGGAGCACUCCCAGCAGACAGAAGGGCCCAGGAGCCCUUCCAGGAGGAGGAGGCCCCAGGGGAGGCCCUGACAGGCCUCCCCGCAGCGACUCCGGAGGAGCUAGCUUUGGGGGCCCGGAGGAAGAGGUUUCUCCCCAAGGUCAGAGCAGGAGGAGACAGGGAAGCAGCCAAGGCUGAAGAAAGGGAGAGCCCCACGGUUUCCCCUCGGGGGCCCAGGAAGGGCCUGGCACCCGGGUCCCCGGGGACCCCAGGGCGGGAGAAACGUUCCCCAACCCAGGGUAGAAAGGCCGGCAUGCUGGAGGUGCCGCGGGCAGAGGACGAGCUGGCAGCAGGAGACCUGGGCUCCGGCCCCAAGGCCAGCAGUGCGGACGCAGAGCAAGUCCUGGAUGAAGGCAAGCAGGACGCUUCGGCCAAGUCCAAGAAAGCCAAAGACCUGCUGAAAGCCCCACAGGUGAUCCGGAAGAUUCGGGUGGAGCAGUUUCCUGAUGCCUCGGGCAGCCUGAAGCUCUGGUGUCAGUUUUUCAACAUUCUCAGUGACUCAGUCUUGACGUGGGCCAAGGAUCAGCGCCCAGUGGGCGAGGUGGGCAGGAGUGCCGGGGACGAGGGGCCGGCAGCCUUGGCCAUUGUGCAGGCGUCCUCCGUUGACUGUGGCGUGUACCGAUGCACCAUCAACAAUGAGCACGGUUCCGCCUCUACCGACUUCUGCCUCAGCCCCGAGGUGUUGUCGGGAUUCAUCUCCAGAGAAGAAGGUGAAGUUGGAGAGGAGAUUGAGAUGACCCCCAUGGUCUUUGCAAAGGGUCUGGCUGACUCUGGCUGCUGGGGGGACAAGCUCUUUGGACGCCUGGUGAGCGAAGAGCUACGAGGGGGUGGACAUGGGUGUGGCCUGCGGAAGUCCUCCCAGGCCAAGGUCAUCUAUGGCCUGGAGCCCAUCUUCGAGUCAGGCCGCACGUGCAUCAUCAAGGUGUCCAGCCUGCUCGUGUUUGGACCCAGCAGCGAGACCUCUCUCCUGGGCAGAAACUACGACGUCACCAUUCAGGGCUGCAAGAUCCAGAACAUGAGCCGGGAGUAUUGCAAGAUCUUUGCGGCCGAAGCCCAGGCAGCCGCUGGCUUUGGGGAGGUGCCGGAGAUCCUCCCACUGUAUCUCAUCUACCGGCCGGCCAACAACAUCCCCUACGCGACCCUGGAGGAGGACCUGGGCCGGCCCCUGCAGCCCUACUGCUCCCGGGAGUGGGGCAGUGCCGCGCCCGAGACGGCUGGCAGCUCUGAGGUCAGGCAGAAAUGCCAGACCUUCCAGCAUUGGCUCUAUCUGUGGACAAAUGGCAGCUUCCUUGUCACGGAUUUGGCAGGGGUUGAUUGGAAGAUGACAGAUGUGCAGAUUGCAACCAAACUGCGAGGAUACCAAGGCCUCAAGGAGAGCUGCUUUCCUGCCCUGCUGGACCAGUUUGCCUCUUCCCACCAGUGCAACCCCUUCUGCGAGAUGCUGGGGCUCCAGCCCCUCAAAGGCCCUGAGGCUGCCCACCCUCCGGGCAAGGCCAAAGGCUCCAAGAGCCCAUCCACGGGCAGGAAGGGCGGCCAACUGAGUCCUCAGCCCCAGAAGAAAGGCCCCCCCAGUCCCCAGGGCACCCGGAAGAGUACGCCAAGCACCAAGGCCACCCCUCCAGCAUCAGGGGCACUCGCCACCCAGUUACUGGGACAGCCUCCCACCCAAGAGGGCAGCUCCAAGGCCCAGGGCCUGCGGUAGCCCCCACAGGAGGCUGGGGGCCUCCACCCGGCAACAGACCAACAAGGAAGCAGCUCGAGGCGAUAGAGACUUUCAGGAACUACGGAACUAACCAAAGAAGGUGUGCUGAGGAGGCACCAUGGGGGGCUCUCAGAGCAGCUCUUCUCAGUCCUCUCCUCAGUCCGCCCCUCAUCGGACGGCUUUUGUGCGCGGUGGCACCCGGGGGCCCCUCCUGGUGCCGCCGGCCGGGGCUCCCAGACCCCACUCCCAAGUGCCUGGCGGUCUAGCCCCUCCUUGAAGUUUACACGGGCCACUGCUGGAGGCUCCCGAGCCCUCUGCAUGAGCUCUGUACCCAGCACCCCACCCCAGACCCUGCCGUGAAUGCCGUACUCUGGGGGCGCGCCGACCAGCGAUUACCCUCUACCUUUGCUUGGCCCCGAUCUCUCCCCGUCCUCGGGGCUCCAGACUUCCUGCGCUGAGUCUGGCCUGGUGACUCUCAGGGAGCUUUCUCCUUCCAGCUGCUUGGCCUCUUGCCUCCCAGCGUGUCCUGUGACUAACCUGUCACUGAGCCCACAUGGGGCUCAGGGCCCUUCCAGAGCCUGUCUUGUUCUUGUGCAGUGGUCUUUGGUGAUGCGUGUUCUUGGCCUCCCUCCCCCAGCACUCAGGCACUCACGCACUUGCUGUGCUCCCUUGCCCCCAGCUUCCAGCCCCCUGCAGCCUGCUGCUUCUCCUCUGCUGCCUCUCUGCCUGCCCCCUUGCCCAGGUGCUUCCCCAGCCCGACUCCGAACCCUGCACCCUGUCCACCCCUCCCCUACCUCUCCCAGGCCCUCUGCCCGUGAGGGAGAGGUGGCGGGGAGGUUGGGUCAGCACCUGUGGCCAGAGGGCCAUGUUGACUGGGAGGGAUCUUGUGCUCCAUCCUGGAGGGAGGUGCAGUCAUAGCGCAGUUCACAUCCCCUCUAGAGCGGGGAUGGAGGGCCAGGGCUUUGUCCAUAGGGGAGUGUGCAGGGGAGUUCGAGGAAGGAUGCGGUCCACCUACGUGCUGGGCUGAGGACAUCUCUGUGCCCGGGAAUGAGGAUGCCUGCCCCAGCCAUUAGCUCCUGAUCGCGGGGCUCCAGCUCUGGGGCUUCCCCUAUGGGUCCCCAAGGAAUUGCCGUGCUCAGCCCAUCCCCCCGGGGUCCUUCCUGAGAGCCCCUCCUAGAAGCCUGGGACGGGGUGGGCCUGGUGCUAGUCUGCUCCCCUUGGAAUGCAAUAAAGGCAGCCUUGUGCACCCUGCUCGCCUGCAUCUGGUGUGGUUGUAGGUGUAUGAGGUCAGGGUCCCCCCUCACCAGGCAGAUGCUCUGAGGGCGCCCUGCAGCCCCGGGUCCCACCGCAGCAAUGAACCCAGGCUUGGGCUCCUGGAUGGACACACAGUCUCAACCUGUGGCCACAGCCGCAUGGUCUGUGCUGCUUGUCCAGCUGGGCUGAUGGGGAUCUGGGGACUUAGGUCUUUGGAAUUGUUCCCCCAUUUGGAAGAGGAACACAGAGGAAGGACCCCAGGAGGGAAGAGCAGGGCUGGAGGCAUGGGGGCCUGCCUCCCCUGCUACAAGGCCACCCCGGGGACCAGCAGCAUCUGCCUCUCAGCUGCUCACCGGCCCUUGCCUGCUCCCCAAGUUGCGGAAGCUUCUUCGUCCCCAGCAGCCCCAUGCCGCCAGCCGGGCCUUCCUUGCCUGACAGGUAGGCUUCUCGGUUUUGGCACUUCUGACUUCUCUACCUCCUCUUGUGCUCAGGGGAUUCUCCCCACUUUUUCCUCUUGUCCCCGUGUGCUCCCGAUUCCCAGUCUGCAGACCCGGAUUGCCUCGGUGAACUGAACUGGCAUGUGAUCCAGUCCUGCGUCCGACCGCUCGGCAGACAUACACUGAGCACCUCCAUGCCAGGCCCCCCGCUGACAGCUGUGGGAGGCACAGAUACGUGAGGCGGUCUCAAAAGAGAAAGGGGCUCAUGGGAAGGGUGUUGGGGCAGCUCCCAGAGCCAAAGGAGUAGCUGAAUGAUUGGGCUUGAGAAGGUGGGAGCCAGCAGAGCUGCAGAGCUCGCCUUCUGGGAGCUGCUGCUGUGGGCAGAUCGACACCAACCAGCCUGACUCCCUUCACUCGAGAUUCGAAUUCCUGUCCUAGAGCUCAGGGCACUAUGGAGAGGGACAGAGGCAGUCUUCCAAAGGACCAGAAUUCUUACCAGGAGAAUGGUGGAGAGGAGGAGGGUAGAAAGGACUUGGUGGCAACAGCAAAGAUAACCCCCUCCCAACACACACACUGUUCUUCCCCCCCGACCUAUUACGACUCUCCCACAUAAAACCAAGAGCAAAUUCCGCCCUGCCUGGGUGAGACCAUUCAAGGUCACGUCCAGUGACUAAGUCCAGGAGCUACCAUUCUCCAAAUCCAGUAUCAGAAGUGACACUCUUCCCUCUACUAUCACAAUCCCAUCUUGAAAUUCUGCAACCUGGGGAUAAAAAUAGUCAACCCAAAUUCUUGAACCCAGCAAGAAAGGCAGCAUGGGUAAGGCCUGAGAUCAUUUCCAGAUCAGGACAUGAGAACGAAUGCUUCUGAGUAGGGAAUUUUCCACCUGUUGGAGUGACCCCAAGCUUCCGUCUUGAAGUCCAGCUCCUUGGUGGUCCUGCCCUUGCAGCAGGUGUUUUUUUAGCACGGCAUAUGGAGGCCCAGGAAGCACUCUUGGACGCCCCUCCCCCACUGCCUCCAUCUAUACUCCUGCCCCUUUCUAAGUAGCAGCAGUCAAAUUUUCCCUUGAAAGGGUUAAUCACCCUACUACUCCCAUGACCUCCUGCUGUGUGUCAAGCUCUAAGGAGCCUGUACCAGCCGGGUGUGCCUCAGUUUCCAAUGCAUGUAUUGCUAUGACAUUUUGAGGAUGUGUCUCCUUGGAGACCAAAACCUCUGUGCCAGACUUGUCCCCAACCUCAGGCGUGGGCAAGGCACCAAGACGGAGCGAAGUCUCUCCCCUCUCCACCUGCUUCCCAGCCUGUGAGGGCCAAUGAGCACCAGGAGGAGGUGCUCGCCAGUUCCGAGAGCUUGUGCUGCCUCCAGCGGGUCGGUCCCAACCACUCACCUGGUGCCCUGGCUGAGUUUCCAGCACACCGUCUCAUUGUCUGAGCAAGCUGACUGCUCCCGGACCGCAGGGAUCCUGAUCCCAUGAGUGAAUGCCAUAGGCCCCCACCCAUUGCUUUACGUCUGCCAGAGAGUGUUGGAUGCCCUGUGUGGGGCAUCACAGUGAUGUCUCCAGCAUCUGAUAAUUCCAUGGAUAUUGACGGUGGGAGAGGCAUGACGGAGGGAAAGCAAAUCCACAUGCAGAUAAAGGGCCCAUAGUGGUCGAAACAGAUUCCUGCUCUCUUGAAAUGACAGGCGUAGACUUGGGAGGUUCAGCGUAGAGCAGGAGGAGGGAGCAUGGAAGGACGUGGGCAGAAUUCAUGCACGUGGCCUACCUGUGGCGUCAGAGCCCUGUCCUAGAGCAUCUCCUUGAUGCUCUGAGUGCUUCUGGCCAUGGCUCACUAUGGCUGGGUGGGUCAGAUAGCCCCAGCUCAUGAGGGGCAGCAUGGCCCCCCGCUAUGCUGUAACCAAACAUUUAAGCUCCCCCAGAGCCCAGUGGCAAGCCAGAGUGCCGUGUCUCAAAAGGGUAAUGGUUCCUUGUUGGCCAGAGAAUCACUUGGUUCUGAACCCUGGGUUUCCCUGCCAUUCUCUUCUUAUUAGGACUUGCCACAAGCUUCAUUAGCCCUCCAUUAUGCCACAGGCCCCACACGGCUCCCCAAUACGCCACAGAGGGACAUGUCAAGCCCCCUGGGAUCUGUCAGGUCAUGGGGCUGGCAGGAGAACCAUUCUCCCAGCUGGAGAACCUUCACUUGCUCUUGGCCCAGCCCAAAGCUGGUGGCCCUCUAUGUCACUCAGUACAUAGGUCAGAACAAGAGGCCCUAAAGUGACAUUUUUUCUGGAACUGGGUCUUCGUGUUAAGGGAUGCAAAAUGCGGUCAUCUGUUCUAUGUUGUGGAGGAAAUAUCCUGACCUCAUCAGACCCCUCAACCCCCAGAAGCUUUACAAGACCUUUAGACCUUUUUUUUUUUUUUUCCAUUUUCACAUGAUUUAUCUCCCGCCUCUGACUCACAUACGUCUUAUCAAGGCAUCUAGGGAAACUGCUGACUCCAGGCUCUAUCAGCACGAUGCGGCCAGUGUGAGGCAACACUGUGCCGGCAAGGGCAGUGUCCCUGGGGGCCAGGUGGUGGCCCAGAGCGGGUCAGCUAAGAUACACUGCCCUCCUGCAGCCCAGCUGAAGAUAAACGCUUUCUGAAGUUCUUUGUUCAUCAAAAUAGAAGAAAAAAAUGAAUUCACUAGAUCAAAGGAUUCGUACCGCACGUGAGGAGCUGGGAUGAAUUUGCUUGGCGAGAAGGCCAGCUCUGGAAGGGCAUCUGCCUUGGGAGACGUCGCUUUUUUUUUUAAGUUUUUUUUUUUUAAAGAUUUUAUUUAUUUAUUUGAUAGAUAGAGAUCACAAGUAGGCAGAGAGGCAGGCAGAGAGAGCGAGAGGAGGAAGCAGGCUCCCCGCUGAGCAGAGAGCCCGAUAUGGGGCUCGAUCCCAGGACCCUGGGAUCAUGACCUGAGCCGAAGGCAGAGGCUUUAACCCACUGAGCCACCCAGGCACCCCGGAAGACGUCGCUUUUUAAAGCUUACAGCAAUCCAGAGACUUCCCGGUGUUUUGCGCUGACCAAGCUGAACCAUGGUGGGAAUCGCUAGGACUUCACUCUCAAGUCAUUGGUAGUUACACCGAUUUCUACACCCCCCCUGGAAAUACAGUUCUACCUUUGAUUUACCAUUUUGGUAGGGAGGGGAAUUCUAAUGGCCUGUGCUUGUCCUAUCCUACUCUGGUCACUCUUACCCCACUCAUCAGAGCGCCAUUGUGGGAGGGAUGCCUCUUUCAAAGUCUAUCUGUUUCAACCAGUCAGUCAAAACAAUCAUUGGCCGGCUUUGAGAUUCCUCCGUGUCUGCCGUGGUGCAAAUUCGGUGCAACCAUCCCCAUGGGUUGGCAGACUGCAUGCUUUUCUGUGCUGUCCAGAAACUGGACAGCUUGGAGCCAGUAUCCUACGGAACUCCUCUCCCCAGGUUUGGGGAUUUUUCUCCUCCUUCUAUAGUUCCCAGAUAAAUGGAUGCAGAUCACUUUGGGGAAGGCCAAGGAAGGUGGGCAAUAUGCAUGAAGUGUUAAAGUAAGGUUUCCCUUCAACGAUAUUUGGCUUUCUCUCCAUCGAAGAUCUGGAAAUUAGUGGAAGAUUUUGACUCCAUCUUGGCAGCUUGAGACAGACCUGUUUGCCCAACCGGAAGUCUUACAUUAUUGGUAUAACUAGAUGAUAUCUAAGGGACUGUCUGGUCUUCUCUCCUGGGACCCCAGGGUUGAUUAGCUGCAGCUGGAGGUCUGGUUUCCAUGUCCAUGACCAUUGUGACAACUCCUCUACUUUGUUCCUCAUAUCUGUCUGAGACCAGGGUGCCCAUUUUCAUAGCAGCUCUUCCAACCAGCAUUCCAGGCCUGGAGAGGAAAGCCAGCAGGGCCUCACCCACGUCUUUCUCGUGGCAAGGAGCAAGACCAUCUUCUGGGGCCUGUCUGAGGAUAGGGAGAGGGUGCAUGGGCUGGAUGCAGGCAAGGGACCCAAUAAAGCGUUCUUUUCUCCUGAAA
This is a messenger RNA of Lutra lutra (Eurasian river otter), 13655 nucleotides long. RefSeq names its product alpha kinase 3 (gene ALPK3). Lineage: Eukaryota; Metazoa; Chordata; Mammalia; Carnivora; Mustelidae. Gene Ontology annotation, biological process: protein phosphorylation; cardiac muscle cell development. Gene Ontology annotation, molecular function: ATP binding; protein serine/threonine kinase activity. The record is from RefSeq and is a predicted model, not a curated record. Gene Ontology annotation, cellular component: nucleus. The transcript has 13 exons. Bases 3007 to 7983 code for a protein of 1658 amino acids.